AUGACUGAAACUACUGAGUCAUCCGUCGUUAAUUCUACUAGACAAGACUUUGACUCUUUUAAAGAACGUAUAGACGCGCAAUUGAAACAACUUGAAGAUGAAGCACUUGCAACAGAAAAAGAAACUGAGAUUGUAUUACAACAAAAUGCUAAAACUAAUUCUAACUCACAAUUUUUAUUAGCUGAGAUUAGUGCGUUUGGAAAAGAAAUGGAACAAUUAAAACAAGAGAUGUCUGAUGCACAAAAGUAA
Molecule: messenger RNA, 249 nt
Organism: Entamoeba nuttalli P19
Lineage: Eukaryota; Evosea; Mastigamoebida; Endamoebidae
Exons: 1
Coding region: 1-249 (82 amino acids)
Source: RefSeq, a predicted model, not a curated record